Messenger RNA from Epinephelus moara (kelp grouper), 2930 nucleotides. RefSeq names its product atrial natriuretic peptide receptor 1-like. Gene Ontology annotation, molecular function: peptide receptor activity; guanylate cyclase activity; protein kinase activity. The coding region runs from base 80 to 2677 and encodes 865 amino acids. The record is from RefSeq and is a predicted model, not a curated record. Lineage: Eukaryota; Metazoa; Chordata; Actinopteri; Perciformes; Serranidae. The transcript is spliced from 23 exons. Gene Ontology annotation, biological process: cGMP biosynthetic process; protein phosphorylation; receptor guanylyl cyclase signaling pathway.
CUUCGCUCCUCAUCACUGAGUCUGGACUCUACCGCUCACCGACACACAUCUGUCCACCUGUCUGUGCUUCUGCAGCAACAUGAGGAAAAGAUUUUGGUUUCUGCUCUGGGUGUGUGUGUCCUUCGUUGGUCUGACGCACUGCUGGCACGACCUGGACAACAGCGAGUAUGACUGCUGGCCUCUGGACAAACCCAACGAGUACAACAUGAUUGACUGUGGAGGUUUGGAGAUGGCCUGGGUGGUCCGUCCUCCAGAGACAGUGAAGAGCGGCGAGGUGUUCAGCGUCACAUACUCGGUAACAGCCAGAGAAUCUUUCUACCACUGGGCCAUCGACAACAACAUCUUCACAAACCGCUCCAUAAUAAACGCCGAAGCAGCACAGAGUUUCUGUGAACAUCUCGACUGUCCGACCAACUGGAAAGACGCUGACGGAGACAACUGCUGCAUUCAUCACGCUAACAUCCACUCCUGUCCGAUGGGACACAUGACAGAGAGCAUCUGUGGUCCCUGGAUACCUGACGACGGGAAAAUCUUCACCCACACCAUCUCGACCUCCGGCAAGAUGACGCAGACCAACUGGACCGCCAAGGUGGUUCUGUUCCAUGCUGGUUUAACCUCGCUCAUCGCUCACAUACGAGUCGGUCGCAUGCAGGUUGCUCUUGAGGCCAAGAGCACUGUGCAGCCUGCUGUAGUGUGUGGUGAUGAUGUCUGUGAGGAGGCGGAGGAUUGUUCCACCUGUCCCGCCGACUGUGGUGAAUGCCCGAUGACCGUGGCCACCAAGCUGGCCAUCAGCCUGCCGCUCAGCCUGCUUUGCCUCUGCUUCAUACUGACUGCUGUGUGGCUGAGGUACCAGAAACAGAAGCUUCUGUGGGACGAGAGCUGGAUCAUCGACUUCAGUAAGAUAAAACAAGAUCCGGAGGCUCAUAUGACGAUGGGCAGUAUAAUGAGUGUACCGGUGGGGAAGAGCGACAGCAACACCAGCUGUGUGACCGCUCUCAGCUCCUAUACGGGACAACCAGGGACCCGGAAAACACUUUUCACCUGCACUGGGAUAUAUGACGGCAGGACCGUGGCCAUCAAGAAGAUUCAAACUAAGACUUUCUCUCUGUCCAAAACCAUCAGACAGGAAGUCAAACAAGUCAGGGAGCUCGAUCACCCUAACCUGUGUAAGUUUAUCGGCGGGUGCGUUGAGGUGCCUGACGUCGCCAUAGUGACAGAGUACUGCCCCAAAGGAAGCCUUAACGAUGUUCUCCUUAACGAGGAGAUCCCUCUUAACUGGGGCUUCAGGUUUUCCUUCGCCACAGACAUCGCCAGAGGAGUUUCGUACCUCCACCAACACAAGAUCUGUCACGGCCGACUCAAGUCUCUGAACUGUGUGUUAGACGACCGCUGGGUCUGUAAAAUAACAGAUUACGGGCUGAGGACGUAUCGCAGGGACGAUGGGGCGGAGCCUCUUUCCACCUAUCAGCAGAGACUCAUGGAAGUGUACAUGCCGCCCGAGUUUCAUAACUCUAACAUGGAGCCGACGCUCGCUGGAGACGUGUUCAGUUAUUCCAUCAUCCUGCUGGAGAUUGCCACUCGCAGCGACCCUGUCCCUGCAGAGGAGUCUAAUCUGGAGAGCGCCUGGUGUCCUCCUCUACCUGAACUGAUCUCCAGUAAAGCCGACAGCACCUGUCCCUGUCCUGCUGACUACGUUGAGCUGAUCCGGCGAUGUCGCUCUCAUAACCCCGCCCACCGACCCACCUUUGAACAAAUCAGGAAGUUUGUUCACCGAAUCAACCCGAUCAAAGUCAGCCCUGUGGACAUGAUGAUGAACCUGAUGGAGAAGUACAGUAAACACCUGGAGGUGCUGGUCGCUGAGCGGACUCAGGAUCUGAUGCACGAGAAACAAAAGACUGACAGGCUGCUUUACAGUAUGCUUCCGAAACAGGUAGCUGAUGACCUGCGGCAAGGCAAACCAAUGCAGGCUCAGAGUUACGUCAGCGCCACCGUCUUCUUCAGUGAUAUCGUGGGUUUCACUCAGCUGUCCAGCAGCAGCACUCCUUACCAGGUAGUGGACUUCCUCAACAAACUCUACACGACGUUUGAUGACAUCAUCGACAACUACGACGUCUACAAGGUGGAAACCAUCGGAGACGCCUACAUGGUGGUGUCCGGUGUCCCCCGGGAGAACGGGAUCCUUCACGCCUCGGAGAUCGCCAGCAUGGCUCUGGACCUGGUGGGCGUCUGUCGCACCUUCAGGAUCCCCCACAAGCCAAACACACAGCUGCAGAUACGAGCCGGGAUACACUCCGGCCCAGUGGUGGCGGGGGUCGUGGGGACCAAGAUGCCUCGUUACUGUCUGUUUGGAGACACAGUGAACACAGCAUCGAGGAUGGAGUCCAACAGCCUCGCUCUGAAGAUCCAGUGCAGCUCCAGUGCCUUCUACCUGCUGGAGGAGAUCGGCGGCUACGUGCUGGAGUGCAGAGGGACGCUGCAGGUCAAGGGGAAAGGGGACAUGGUCACUUACUGGUUGGAGGGAAAGAAGAUGUCUCUGGUCUCCAAGGACGUCAACCCCGACACCAAGACGACCAAAAACAUCACCAUGGAGACGGAGACAGAGGCGGAGAAAGAGCGAGAGCUGUACUCCUCCAUGCCGGGGUUUGUAAAUGACGACGUCCUCCUGGAUCCAGCCUGAUGUCUCUUCAGGUGUCUUCAGAGUUCACAGUGAGCCUGGAGAGUUUCAGUGUGUUAAAUGUUACGUGUUCAUCAUCGUCCUCUGAACGACCUGCAGCUCAGACACAUGAUUACGACUGACUGUCAGCUCUGUGUGUUAAAUAUCAUUGUUACACCUUAAAUAAUACACGACAAACAGACUUUUAUUUCUAAUUUCCUAUUUUGAAAGUGCACUAGAUCAUAUCUUAAUAACAAACCUCCCUGUUCUCAUUCAG